Rhododendron vialii is the source of this 1014-nucleotide messenger RNA. RefSeq lists its product as uncharacterized. The record is from RefSeq and is a predicted model, not a curated record. Gene Ontology annotation, molecular function: DNA binding. Bases 235 to 906 code for a protein of 223 amino acids. NCBI's taxonomy places the organism in Eukaryota, Viridiplantae, Streptophyta, Magnoliopsida, Ericales, Ericaceae. The transcript has 4 exons.
CUAAUGGAACUGCUUGGAGUGUUUAUUACCUUGUUAACUUUGCAGGUUAUAUUGAGGAAGUGGCCUCUUCUUUGUUGGUUGAUGAAAAUACUGUUGUGUAUGAAGCGUGUGCUGAUUUCCGAGAAAAGUAUGGGUAUAUUUUUCCCAUUGGAUCAAGAAAAGUCUGGAAUUCUAAAGAAGCAAUGCUGGCAUAGGCAGAUAAGAUGAUAUGGUUUUCAUUCUUGAUUAGAAGCCAUGAAAUUCUUACCUGAUUGGGACGAGAGAUUUGACAAUUCAUCUAAAUCCUCUCUAUGGAUUUUGCUGAGGAAUCGCGGCAAAAUUUGGCCUGUUCAUGUUACACACAAUCAAUUUGGAGAAGGUUGGGCUGAUUUCUGGGAUGACCACAAGCUGAGGCGUGGUUUUAAGCUUGUCUUUGGUUGUGAACGUAGUUGGAUCUUUGAUGUCAUUGUGUUAAUGACCAACCUGGAACCCUUGUAUUAUAGUUGGUCUACAACUACUCAGGAGUUCCAAGAGUCAUCACUUAUGCCUUUUGUGAUUGAUGAUUUGGGUACGCAAAGGCACCUCCGUACCAGUUGCUUUCCAUCAAUGAUGUCGAUUAAGGAUAAUAUAAUGCAAUUUGGAUACGAUUGUGCUUCUGGAAAAUGCAUUUAUAAGGUGUUUGGGAAGCGUUUUCGUGAUUUUUUUCAUGAUGCUGGUGUUAACGAGAUCUUUCUGCACAUGCGAAACAAAUGGUGGGCUGUCCCUGGGAUAAAUAACCGGGUUGAUCGUCCAAGUUUAGCACUUUUCUUCAAUGCUAUGAAUCUAGAACCGUUGGAUUUUGUUCUUGUUACUGCGUUUGAUGCAACGGAUGUGAAUGUAAUAGUAUUCAUAGGAGAUGGCAUUGAGAGAGUGUAUCCUUGGACCUAGUUGUUUUUCCAACGUUGUAUUAACUGUAGUUAUAUUUAUUAGCCGAUACAGUAUUGUACUGAUAGCAAUUACUAUUGUGAUGGUGAUUUAAGGGAUCAUGAACAGGAU